AUAUAGAACCGCAAAGUAGGCGGCUAAAGAAACGAAAAGCAUAUAUCUGGCAACUCAGUUAAUAGGGAAGGCUCAGUCUUGUACAUGCAUUAAUAUUUAGUUUUGGUGUUUGAAAUAGUUAGAGGAUUAAUUUGACAAACUGCGCCAUGAAACCAUUCCUGGUUGCAGUGUUUCUUCGUACCUUUGUGACCUGUUGGUAUACUGAUGCAGCAACGUGCUUGAAAGGAUUGAAAUAUUGCGGACGGACUGCUCGCGAUGAACGAGGUUACAAAAUGGGAGUUGCUGAUCUGAACAGCUUAUAUCUGUGCGUUGAUGGUCAGCUUUUGAAGCGCGUAGUCACAUGCACCGGAAAUUGCUUGAACGGCGGCAGCGGAAAAGGUGGUUAUUGUUUUGAUUAUAAUUAUUUGCAACCUUAAAUUUUGCAUACUGGACAGUGAACACUGCUAUCGAACUCAUGCUUAAAACACCUCCUUUAUUCACUUUACAGCAAUACAACGUUUAAUUUGUGAUUUUCGUUUCUAAUUUUACACAUGCUACGUUAUUCAGGCGUUAAUAAGAAUAAUACAGAUAAACUAAGACGUAGAAAUUAACACUCUUUUGCAAGAAUAAUCGGAAGACGAAAGGGCGCCGCGGUCAGGUAAAAAGCGGUUAUUUCACUAAGAAUUAAUCAAGUUAAAUAAUUAUUAUGAUAACUACAAUCUGUACUGUAAAUAAAUUAAAUGUAUAAAGAAACUCAACCCUAAAUACUCGUACCGUAAAAAUUUAAAAAAGCAACCAUCUCCCUGUACAGUGUACUCCCUUUAUAUUUAUGCACGAAAGAAACAUUGCAAGUAACCUGAACCUCUUAUGAUAGCGUAUUUGAGAAACGCCAAUGUACGAAAGAUAAGAAGUUCCAGGUCGCUGCGCGCUGGUUGGCAGCAAACAUAAAUCACUGCUACUAAAAUGAUUGCACUGCAUAAAAGUACGAGUACUUGCUACUCUAGUAUUCUGCAGGUACUUCAUUCAGCACCAGUGAACGCGUUAUGUUAUGCUGAUAGCAGCGCGCCAACACGAAUUAAUCCGAAGCUACUUCAACUACUGAAUUUGCAAUGGCCCGUAUUUCCGCUGCCCUGGGUCACCUGUUUGUAUUGACAACGUACAAAUUUACCCACGCCACACCCCCAAAUAUUGUUCUCAUUGUGGCGGACGACCUGGGUUGGAACGACGUCAGCUAUCAUGGAUACACGCAAAUUCCCACCCCGCACAUCGACCACCUAGCAGCAACCGGGAUGAUCCUCCACAGUCAUUAUUCGCAGGCCUCUUGUAGUCCCUCCAGAACGGCCCUUUUGACCGGAAAAUAUCCCAUGCGAUUUGGUUUGCAAAGCGGCAAUCUGGCUGUUGGUGAACGACGCGGAAUACCGUUAACGGAAAAGCUGAUGCCUCAGUAUUUCAAGGAACUCGGAUAUUCAACGCACAUGAUUGGAAAGUGGCACGUUGGUUACGCAGCGCCCGAGAUGACACCGACUUUUCGAGGAUUCGACUCGUUCUUCGGAUACUAUUCCGGAUUUAUCGAUUACUUUACGCACAGGGCGUACACGUCGAACAACAAAUUCGGCAACGGCUUUGAUUUAUGGGACAAUCUCACCGAGGCAAGGAACUACGCUGGCCAGUAUUUAACAGACAUUUUUACGGAGAAAACCGUACAGCGCAUUAUGGAACAUGACUUUAAUACGCAGCCCCUGUUUCUGUAUAUCGCCCACAUGGCCCCGCAUUGGGCAACCGAAAAAGACCCUGUACAAAGUCCGGAAGCGUAUACCAACCGCUUUCCACAUAUUACUCAUGAAGGCCGUAAGAAAUACGCUGGAACAAUUGCCGCUUUGGAUGAUUCCGUAGGCAAAAUCCUGACGGCCUUACAGAACCGCAAGGUAGACGACAACACCAUCGUUAUAUUCGUGUCUGACAACGGUGGGUGCGGCCCAGAAGGUGUACUACACAACAGUCCCGCUGUCACAUACGGAAGUAAUUGGCCGCUACGUGGUGCAAAGAGUACAUGGUUCGAAGGCGGUGUCCGCACCGUUGGCAUCGUGUGGAGCCGGUUGCUGCAGCAUCCGGGAACGGUGUGGAAUGGACUGAUGCAUCUGACGGAUUGGUUGCCGACACUGAUGACGGCCGUUGGCGGGAUGCCGGUACGGAAUGUGGACGGUGUGGAUCAAUGGAAAGCACUGGUGGAUGAUGCACCGUCGAUGCGAACCGAAUUGCUGGUUCAGGCAGAUGCGCUCCGGGAUGAGUACGCGAUACGAUGGUAUCAGUAUAAACUGAUUUUGAAGGAACGAGCUGCUGCACAAAACGGAGCAUAUGAGUGGUUCGAGCCGGAGGAUGGCCUGAAUACGUCAUAUAUUAACGCUGAUUUACCGGCAGUGGUCAGGUGCGAUCCACCGGAACCGUCCAACAUUGACUGCAAUCGGCACACUGCUCCAUGUUUAUUUGAUUUGGAGAGAGAUCCAUGUGAGCGCAACAAUAUAGCAAAACAUUACCCUGAUGUGGUUAAGUUAAUGCUGGAUAAGCUGCAUAAGUACAACGCAACGGGUGUACAUCCGCUACCGCCACCGCAAGAUCCGUUGGGUCUCCCUGCGCUACUGGGUGACGUGAUUCGACCGUGGCUGACAGUAAGCGAUUUGAAUGGCGCACCAAACGGAUUGAUUUCAACACCAAAACCCGCCCAUAUGAUCCUGCGCUUUGCUUAGUACAGAUACCACUAAUACGUAAAGGGUGAAACGGUUAAAAUUGCUCAAUAAAACUGA
Paramacrobiotus metropolitanus is the source of this 2780-nucleotide messenger RNA. Its product is annotated as arylsulfatase B-like. The record is from RefSeq and is a predicted model, not a curated record. The coding region runs from base 1089 to 2723 and encodes 544 amino acids. The transcript has 12 exons. Lineage: Eukaryota; Metazoa; Tardigrada; Eutardigrada; Parachela; Macrobiotidae.